Messenger RNA from Acanthosepion pharaonis, 1236 nucleotides. The record is from the annotation of a GenBank genome assembly. Lineage: Eukaryota; Metazoa; Mollusca; Cephalopoda; Sepiida; Sepiidae.
AUGAGAGAGCCGUGGUAUACUGGAACAUCCGGAGAAGAUGGAAAUAGAAGGUUUUCUUUUUUUUUCUCUGUAGAAAAGGAAAAUCCGCUCCUACUUGUACUCUUUUCUUUUCUUUUCUUCUUUAUUCUUCUUUUUUAUUACCUUAUUUAUGUGUCACUUCUUUUGUUUUUCUCUUUUACUUUUGUUUUUCAUUCUUUUUCUUCUUUUUUCCUUUCCUUUUUCUUCAUUCUAUUUCGUUUAUCUUUCUCUUUUUCUUUCCUUUUUGUAUAUUUUCUUAUUUUUUCUUCGUUUCUUUUUUCUACUUUCAAUUUUUUGUUUCUCUUCUAUGUUCUUUCUAUUUAUUUCCCACUUUAUGUUUCCCUUUUGUUUUUCUUUGUCUUUUUGCGUCCUUUCUUCUUGUUUCUUCUUCUCUGGGUUUUUUAUUUCUACAUUUUCUUUUUUAAUUCUCUUUUUUUCUUCUUUCUUAUUUCCUCCGUUAAGUUUGUCUUUUUUGUUUGUCUCUGUCCUUUUCUUUUCUUCUUUAUCUUUUUUCUCUUCUUUUUAUUUCUUUCUUUAUGUUUCUAUCUAGUUUUUCUUUGUUUUUUUUCCUUUUCCUUUUCAUUUCUUGUUUUUCUUUGUUUUCCAUUUUGUUUCUCUUCUUUUUCCUUUCUUUAUGUUUUUCUUUGUCUCUUUUUUUAUUUUUGCUUCUUUUCUUCUUUUUCUACUUUUUCUUCUUCUUUUAUUCUUACUUUUCUCUUUCAUUUUUUAUUUCUUUCUUUAUGUUUCUCUUUUGUUUUUCUUUGUCUUUUUCUUUUCUACUUCUUUCUUCUUUUCUUUUUUUCUUUCUUCUUUCUUUUUUAUUUCCUUCAUUAUGCUUCAAUUCUUUUGUUUUACUUUGUCUUUUCUUUCUAUUUCUUUUCUUCUUUUUCUCUAGUUUUCUUUUUUUUUUUGAUUCUCUUGUUUUUUUCUUCUUUUUUAUUUUCUUCUUUAUGUUUCUCUUCUUUUGUUUUACCUUCUCGUUUUCUUUUCUUUUUGCUUCUUUUCUUCUUUUUCUACUUUUUCUUUUUCCUUUUUCUCUUCUUUUUCGUUGUCUUUUUCUUCUCUUUCUGCUUCUUUAACCUUUCUGUUUUCUUCUUCUUUACCUUUCCCUUUAUUUCCUUUUCUUUGUUCAUCGUUCUCUUUGCUUUUUCUUUCUUUUAUUCUGAGCCUUUACCCUCCGUCAUUGUUGUUAUCCUGCCAUUCAUUCCCAUUGACUAG